ACCCAUUGUGUGUUUGUUUGUUCAACUAUUUAAGCCCUUUGCACAAAGAAUUCAAAAGGCUGAUCAUUUGCAAAGGCUCAGAGAAAACAUGGGCUAUGAAAGAAAGCUAAUGAGAAACGUUAGCAGAGUUGAACCUCAAAAGCUAGGACUAGCUUUCGUUGUAGCAUGCUUUGUUUUCUCGAUGGCCUUUGUCUCUGUCACAAAGCUUGUGGGACUUCGGUUGAUGAACCCAAUUCAGGCCAUUAUAGUAGCUAAAGACUCUGGCAAUCCCCAGUUAUCAGAGAGCAAAUUGAAAAUCGAUUUGAAGGUCCAAAACAAUUCUCUGACUCAAUCUGAAUCUUCAAAUCAACAACUUGAAGAUAUCAAAGAUUUCAAGCAACCUGAGAGAAAAUCGAAUAUCGAUUUGAAGGUCCAGAACAAUUCUCUGACUCAAUCUAAUUCCUCAAAUCAACCACUUGAAGGUACCAAAGACUUCAAGCAACCAGAUGAAAUAAAUCUGCAAGAGAUAUCAAAACCAUUAUGUGAUUUCUCCGAUAAAAGAUCAGAUGUCUGCGAGAUACAAGACCAAGUUAUAGUCCAUGGAAAUUCUUCAUCUGUCUACAUCAUGAAUCCAAAACUACAAGAGUCAUAUACAAUCAAACCCCACGCUCGCAAAUUUGAUUCGACGGCAAUGCGUCGAAUAACAAAUAUAUCAGUGAAAGCUCUCUCAAACUAUGAUGACCCCUUCAAGUGUGAAGUCAAUCACUCUAUCCCUGCAAUAAUAUUUUCCACUGGGGGGUUUACUGGAAAUAUGUUUCAUGAGUUCACCGAUGUGAUCGUGCCUCUCUUCAUUACUUCAAGAAAAUACCAUGGAGAGGUUCAAUUUCUUAUAAGCGAGACUCGCCCAUGGUUCUUUAUCAAGUAUAAGCCAUACUUAAAAGCUCUAUCUCACUAUGAAAUCAUCGAUUUCAACAAGGAGGAAAGAGUACAUUGCUAUCCUAAUGCUGUUAUUGGGCUCAAAAGUCAUAAAGAAAUGAGCAUUGACCCGUUAAGAUCCCCUAAUGGGUAUUCUAUGGUUGAUUUCGCUCAAACAAUGAGGAAAGCUUACUCUUUAAAAAGAAAAAGUGCGAUAAAGCUAAAAAAUAGUCAAUCUAAGAAGCCCAGGCUUCUUAUCAUAGCAAGAAAAAGGACAAGAUCAUUCAAAAACAUUGAUGAGAUUGUACUAAUGGCAAAAGGGUUAGGGUAUGAAGUAGUUGUUUCUGAAGCAGACGUUGGGCUCGAAAAAUUUUCAAGAAUUGUAAACACGUGCGAUGUGAUUAUGGGAGUGCAUGGAGCAGGGCUCACAAAUAUAGUUUUUCUUCCGAUGAAUGCGAUAGUUAUACAAAUUGUUCCUUUGGGAGGAUUGGAGGGAAUUGCUAAGCUUGAUUUUGGAACACCAGCAUUAGAUAUGAAGCUUAAUUAUUUACAGUACAGUAUAACUGAGGAGGAGAGUACACUUACAGAAAUGUAUCCUAGAGAUCAUGCAGUGUUCAAAGAUCUCGGUUCUAUUCAGAGACAAGGGUGGAUGGCUAUAAGGAAGAUAUAUUUGGAUCAGCAAAAUGUGAGUCUUGAUGUUAACAGGUUUAAGGGGUAUUUGGAACAAGCACUUCAGUUUCUUCACCAGUAAGAGAAUAUUGAUUGAUUUUUUAUUUUGGGUUUUUUUUGCCCUGAUAGAAUUGAUAUUUGUUUUGUAUAGAUUAUGAGAGGAAUUGAUUCUUAUUGAGUAUACAUUUUUUUGAC
Molecule: messenger RNA, 1758 nt
Organism: Asparagus officinalis (garden asparagus)
Lineage: Eukaryota; Viridiplantae; Streptophyta; Magnoliopsida; Asparagales; Asparagaceae
Exons: 5
Coding region: 89-1645 (518 amino acids)
Molecular function (GO): glycosyltransferase activity
Source: RefSeq, a predicted model, not a curated record